Messenger RNA from Neopsephotus bourkii (Bourke's parrot), 871 nucleotides. RefSeq names its product THO complex subunit 7 (gene THOC7). Gene Ontology annotation, biological process: mRNA processing; mRNA export from nucleus. Gene Ontology annotation, cellular component: THO complex part of transcription export complex. Lineage: Eukaryota; Metazoa; Chordata; Aves; Psittaciformes; Psittacidae. The coding region runs from base 179 to 793 and encodes 204 amino acids. The record is from RefSeq and is a predicted model, not a curated record. The transcript is spliced from 8 exons.
GCCCGCCGGCCCUCCCCGCGGCAGCCGCCGCCGGGCCGCGCGUCUGCCGACAGCCGGCUCAGGCCCCAGCCGCCGCCGCCGCCUCCCCCUCCAUGGCCGCCGCUCUCGCCGGCUGCAUUGUGGGAAGCUGACCUCACUCGCUGCUGCCGCCGCCCCGCCGGCUCCGGCACUCGCCGCCAUGGGGGCCGUGACCGACGAUGAAGUUAUCCGCAAGCGACUUCUGAUCGAUGGCGAUGGUGCUGGUGACGACAGGCGGAUCAAUUUGUUGGUGAAGAGUUUCAUUAAGUGGUGUAAUUCUGGAUCUCAAGAGGAAGGAUACACCCAGUACCAACGAAUGCUAAGUACUUUAUCCCAGUGUGAAUUUUCAAUGGGAAAAACUCUUCUGGUGUACGAUAUGAACCUGAGAGAAAUGGAAAACUACGAAAAAAUCUAUAAGGACAUAGAAAAUAGCAUAGCUGCAGCUCAUGAGAAGAUUUCUGAAUGCAAAAAGCAAAUCCUGCAAGCAAAAAGGAUUCGAAAAAAUCGCCAGGAAUAUGAUGCAUUGGCUAAAGUCAUACAGCACCAUCCAGACAGACAUGAAACACUGAAGCAGCUGGAAGCUUUGGGAAAAGAACUGCAACAUCUUUCUCACAUUAAAGAGAAUGUUGAAGAUAAGUUGGAACUGAGAAGAAAGCAGUUUCAUGUUCUCCUGAGCACCAUCCAUGAACUUCAGCAGACCCUGGAGAAUGAUGAAAAACUUUCAGAAGCUGAAGAAUCUCAGGAAACUCAGAUUGAAACAGAGACCAAACAGUAGAUGUGAUAUGAAGACUGACCAUACUUCUAAAGAAUGUCCAAGUGUCUUCAGUUUGUGUUGAAACCAACAGUAAAAAGG